Chaetura pelagica (chimney swift) is the source of this 617-nucleotide messenger RNA. RefSeq names its product hemoglobin subunit pi. Gene Ontology annotation, molecular function: heme binding; iron ion binding; haptoglobin binding. NCBI's taxonomy places the organism in Eukaryota, Metazoa, Chordata, Aves, Apodiformes, Apodidae. The coding region runs from base 43 to 468 and encodes 141 amino acids. The transcript has 3 exons. The record is from RefSeq and is a predicted model, not a curated record. Gene Ontology annotation, cellular component: blood microparticle; haptoglobin-hemoglobin complex; hemoglobin complex. Gene Ontology annotation, biological process: hydrogen peroxide catabolic process; oxygen transport.
GAGCCUUCCCUGCAAAGAGCCUGAGCCUGCUCCUCCUGCACAAUGCUGACUCAAGCUGAGAAGGCCAUUGUGGCUGCCAUCUGGGCAAAGAUGGCUACCCAAAUUGAUGCCCUUGGGGCGGAAUCACUGGAGAGGCUUUUCUCCAGCUACCCCCAGACGAAAACCUACUUCCCUCACUUUGACCUCAGCCAAGGCUCAGCUCAGCUUCGUGGUCACGGCUCCAAGGUCCUGAGUGCCAUUGGGGAAGCUGUGAAGAACAUUGAUGAUAUUAGAGGUGCUUUGGCCAAACUCAGUGAGCUGCAUGCUUACAUCCUCAGGGUGGACCCUGUGAACUUCAAGCUGCUUUCCCACUGUAUCCUGUGCUCUGUGGCUGCCCGCUACCCCAAUGACUUCACCCCAGAAGCCCAUGCUGCAUGGGAUAAGUUCCUGUCCAGUGUUUCAUCUGUUCUGACUGAGAAGUACAGAUAAAUGAUCUCUACAGAGGGUGAGGGAUGCACAACCAUGGUGCCUGCCAGCUGCCAGGCUCUGGAGUAUUCCCUGCUUCCUAUGCAGUCCUCUCAAAUCCCCUCUGCAGGGGCUUGGUCAUCUGCAAAACCUAAUAAAUAACUCAAAUGUGA